Messenger RNA from Rhodamnia argentea, 1016 nucleotides. RefSeq names its product esterase FUS5-like. Bases 210 to 881 code for a protein of 223 amino acids. The record is from RefSeq and is a predicted model, not a curated record. NCBI's taxonomy places the organism in Eukaryota, Viridiplantae, Streptophyta, Magnoliopsida, Myrtales, Myrtaceae. The transcript has 6 exons.
GGGUCCAAACUAGACGUCUAUUGUAUAUUGAUGGGUGUGGCUGGUUGGUCAAUAGCACAAGGGGAAUUCUUUAGGUUUUUGAACAGACUGAUAUCACAUGGACUAGAACUGGCCAAAAACCAGAGGACUCACUCAAAAGCUUUGUAAUUGAGACUCCUCUCCGAUUGCUGCUCUAGUUCAUUCCCAGGAUAAUAGAGAGAGCGAAAGCAAUGACCGAAAGCCGAUCCCAUGAGAAUCCCAGGAUUCUGUGCCUCCACGGGUUCAGAAACAGUGCUAAAAUUCUCGAGACAGAGAUUCAUAAAUGGCCCGAAUCGGUCCUGGAGAAGCUGGAUCUGGUGUACCUCGACGGCCCAUACCCAUCCACGGGCAAGUCCGGCGUGGAGGGCAUCUUCGAUCCUCCCUACUUUGAGUGGUUCCAAGGCAAUCAGGAUUAUACCGAGUACGAGAACUUUGAAGAGUGCAUCACUUUCAUUGAAGAUUUCAUGGUGAAGAACGGUCCCUUUGAUGGUUUCCUGGGUUUUUCCCAGGGAGCUGUUCUAGCUGCAGCAUUGCCAGGCAUGCAGGCAGAGGGAUUGGUGCUCACCAAGGUGCCCAAAAUCAAGUCUCUGAUUCUAAUUUCUGGGGCUAAGUUCGGCGGAUCGAAACUAGGGGCGCCUCCGCUGGCAGCUAACGCGUUUUCCUCUCCUGUCAAGUGUCCUUCUCUUCAUGUUAUAGGGGAGAAUGAUAUCCUGAAGCUGGACUCGAUUGCUCUGCUCGAUUCGUUUGUGGAUCCGAUCGUCAUCCAUCACCAGGAGGGCCACACAAUCCCCAGACUCGAUGAUCAAAGCCUCGAGAUUGUCAACAAUUUCAUUGAGAAGAUCCGGAAUCUCUCUACUGCGUGAGUUAUUCUUUCUCCUGACAAGCAAAGGAGAUAAUAACAAUUUUUCAUUUGUGUUUUGGCUAUCGUUUUUUAACCUCUACAAAGAUUGAAGAGUAAGCCAUGGAAAGUUCAUCUCUCAACAGUUUGCAUAUUUGUG